AUGGCUUUACAUUUUCACCUCUCAAUCCUUUCUAUUGCAGCUUUGGCUCUAUGCAUUUCAGCAGAAUACAGUUCUGUUAAUUUUAGUUAUAUUGGUCCAAAUGGUCCUGAGAAAUGGGGAAGCUUGAGUCCAGCUUAUGCAGCAUGUUCAAAUGGGAGAGUUCAGAGUCCUGUGGAUCUUGUUUACACAGAUAUUGUUCUCAACAACCAAUUGGAAUCAUUAGAUAGAAACUACAUUCCUACAAAUGCAACACUUGUUAACAAUCAAUUCAACAUUGAGGUGCAUUUUGAAGGAAAAGUGGGAGAUAUUCAUAUUAAUGGAAAAAAUUAUUCAUUAAGACAACUUCACUGGCAUGCUCCUGCAGAGCACCGAGCUCAUGGUCGUAUACAUGUUGUAGAGCUCCACUUAGUUCACCUCACAGAAGAUAACAACAACAUAGCAGUUUUAGCAAUACUCUAUAAUUUGGGUGAUCCUGAUCCUCUAAUCUCUAAGAUAGAAGACAAGUUGAAUGAGCUAAAAACUCAAAGUCGUGCAGGAAACAAAAAUGCCAAAAUUUCCCUAGGCACAUUUGAUGUAGAAGAAUUAAAUAAAAAGAUCCAUAGAUAUUAUAGAUAUGUUGGAUCUCUUACUACUCCACCAUGCACAGAAGGUGUCAUUUGGAACAUCAUUGGAAAGGUGAGAACAAUAUCCAAGAAACAACUUGAACUUUUAAAGGCACCAUUGAGUGAGGAUUUUUUCUACAAUGCAAGGCCACUUCAGCAACUGAAUGGCCGCAAAAUUGAGAUGUAUCACUAUCACCCUAACCAGAUAGAGGGGGCUCGGAAACCAUGA
This is a messenger RNA of Lathyrus sativus (Indian pea), 831 nucleotides long. The record is from the annotation of a GenBank genome assembly. NCBI's taxonomy places the organism in Eukaryota, Viridiplantae, Streptophyta, Magnoliopsida, Fabales, Fabaceae.